Molecule: messenger RNA, 777 nt
Organism: Eruca vesicaria subsp. sativa (arugula)
Lineage: Eukaryota; Viridiplantae; Streptophyta; Magnoliopsida; Brassicales; Brassicaceae
Source: the annotation of a GenBank genome assembly
AUGAGCCAACAAGAGCAGCCAAAGAGGCCACAAGAGCCGAUCAAAUACGGCGACGUUUUCGAUGUGUCCGGUGAACUUGCCGAUAGGCCCAUAGCGCCUGAGGAUGCUAGGUUGAUGCAAGCCAAGGAGACAAGUGUCUUGGGACACACUCAAAAAGGCGGUAUAGCAGCCACUAUGCAGUCUGCAGCCACGGCCAACAGACGCGGUGGCUUCGUCGAACCAGGUGUCGCAACCUUCCUCGACCCCGACCGAGGCGUCUCUGUGGAGCAAACUGAUGUCCCUGGUGCACGUGUCACCAAAGAAUCCAUCGGUGUUCAGGACGUUACCAUUGGACAAUAUGUUGAGCCUAGGCCAGUGGCGACUUCGGCAACAGGGAUGAGUGUGCAAAGUAAGAUAACAAUAGGACAAGCAUUAGAAGCAACUGUACACUCCGCUGGAAAGAAGCCCGUGGAUCAGAGCGAUGCAGCAGCAGUUCAAGCGGCGGAAGUUAGAGCUUCUAGCAAUAACGUCAUUGCUCCUGGUGGAGUGGCUGCUUCAGCGCAAUCCGCAGCUGAUUACAACGCUGCUAUCGAGCGUGACGAGAACAAAAUCAAGCUCGUUGAUGUUUUGGCGGGUGCGGCGGGGAAGUUACAGGAGGAUAAAGCCGUGACGAAGCAGGACGCAGAGGGUGUGGUGAGCGCUGAGCUGAGGAACAACCCUACCAUGUCUACUUAUCCAGGUGGUGUGGCGGAUUCUGUUACUGCCGCGGCUAGGCUUAACGAGAAAGCGAAUAUAUGA